Messenger RNA from Emiliania huxleyi CCMP1516, 702 nucleotides. RefSeq lists its product as hypothetical. Gene Ontology annotation, molecular function: ATP hydrolysis activity; ATP binding. NCBI's taxonomy places the organism in Eukaryota, Haptophyta, Isochrysidales, Noelaerhabdaceae. The annotation marks the transcript as partial. The transcript is spliced from 2 exons. The record is from RefSeq and is a predicted model, not a curated record.
GAGAAGGUGGGGCUGCGAGAGGUGAAGGAGGCGACCGCCGCUCUCGUGCGACUCGCGGAGGCGAACCACAAGCGAGAGCUGCGCGGCGCACACCCCCUGCGCGUCCCGCUCAACCGUCUCUUCCUCGGCAAUCCUGGGACGGGCAAGACGACGGUGGCGAAAAUCUACGGCCGCGUGCUCAAAGGCACGGGGCACCUGAGUGACGGGGGUGUGGUUCUGGCGGUGGCGUCGGACUUGCUCGGCUCUGCGGUGGGCGAGAGCGAGGAGAAGACGACGCGGCUGCUCGAGGCGGCGAGGGGGAAGGUGCUAGUGAUCGACGAGGCGUACUGUCUGCACGGCUCGUCGUACGGGGAGGCCGCCAUCAACACGCUCGUCUCCUUGGUGCACAACGAGCCCGGAGAGGACGUCGCGGUGCUGCUGCUCGGGUACGAGCCGCAGAUGAAACGGAUGCUCCGCGACGCCAACCCGGGGCUGCAGCGCCGCUUCAGCCUCGAGGCGGCCUUCCGCUUCGCCGACUUUACUGACGCCCAGCUCGAGCUCCUCCUCCACCGCGCAGCCGCGCGCGACGGGCUCCGCCUGCCCCGCGCCGUGCGCAAGGCGGCUCUCGCGAGCCUCUCUCGCGAGCGCGUGCAGCCCAACUUUGGCAACGCCGGCGCGGUCAACUCGCUACUCGGCCGCGCCAAGACGGCGCUGGCCGCGCGC